AUGGCACACAAGAAAAUUGAAGGUGAUUUUGAAGAACAAUAUAAAAGGGUAUAUGACUAUGUCAAUGAGCUGCUUAGGUCAAAUCCUGGAUCAAUUGUCAAAGUUAGUGUAGAACCUAAUGAGGGGAACCAAGUAUUCAAGAGACUUUAUGUUUGUUUGAAGGCAUGUAAGGUGAGUUUCAUAUCAUGUAGGCCCAUUGUAGGUUUGGAUGGGUGUUUCUUGAAAGGGAAAUAUGGCGGUGAAUUGUUAACAGCAGUUGGAAGAGAUGGUAAUGACCAAAUGUUACCUUUGGCAUAUGCUGUUGUGGAGGUGGAGAAUAAGGAAACCUGGACUUGGUUUUUGGAAUUCUUGAUUGAUGAUCUUGGUGGUGUUGAAAAUUGUUCAACGUAUACAUUUAUCUCAGAUCAACAAAAAGGACUUCUGCCAGCAAUACAAGAACUUCUACCUCGUGUUGAUCAAAGGUUUUGUGUCCGCCACAUAUAUGCAAAUUUUAGGAAAAAAUAUCCUGGAAAAAAUCUGAAACGUCUAUUAUGGAAGGCAGCAUCAUCAACCCAUCCUCAAGCAUGGGAGGCAGUCAUGAGAGAAAUAAAAGAUGUCAAUGUAGAGGCCUUUAAGCACUUGAUAGCUAUUCCACCAAGAUUUUGGUCAAGGUCAAGGUUUACACCUACAGCUGCUUGUGACACCCUAGUAAACAAUAUCUCUGAAGCUUUUAAUAGUGUGAUCUUGGAUGCAAGGGCUAAGCCCAUCAUAACAAUGAUGGAAGACAUUCGUAUGUAUCUAAUGAAGAGAUGGGCAAGAAAUAGAGAGAAGAUAAGCUGGUCAGGAUUGAAAUUAUUUGAAGUGAGACACACUUCCAACAUUGGUGACAAGUUUGUUGUUGACAUAGAUAAAGUGGACUGUAGUUGCAGGAAAUGGAGUAUAACAGGAAUCCCAUGCUGUCAUGCCCUCACUGCCAUGACAUUUUUAAACAUCAAUGGAGAAGACUACAUCUCACAUUGGUUUACAAAGUCAACCUAUGAACAAACAUACUUUCCAAUGAUAUAUCCAGUCCACGGUGCUCAUAUGUGGGAAAUGACUUCAAUGCCUGAUGUGUUGCCUCCACCUAAGAGAAUUUUGCCUGGUAGACCGAAAAAGAAAAGAAGAUUAGAGCCUUGGGAGCUUAAGAAAGAUGACACUCAACUAAGACAAGGUGGAACACGUAAGAGAUGUGGCAUAUGUAGAGAGCUUGGACAUAAAAGAAAUAAUUGUCCACAAGCUGCCCAAGCUGCUCCAAGAACUCCAAAUGCAACUCAAUCCAGUCAAAUUACUCAAUGCGAGGUUGAACAACCCCAACAAAGUCACCCAUCAACAACAGCACCUCAGACAACUUCAACACCAGCUGACCCAACUGCCACAGCACCUUCAAACUGA
Messenger RNA from Vigna umbellata (rice bean), 1410 nucleotides. The record is from RefSeq and is a predicted model, not a curated record. Lineage: Eukaryota; Viridiplantae; Streptophyta; Magnoliopsida; Fabales; Fabaceae.